UGCUCGCCUGACAGCACGAAUAUGCAGUCAGGCAGUAACACUGUAAACAUGCACCGGAUAGAUUACACUUCAAGUAUGUUAGUCACGUGUCAUCUGCCGGAAGCGACCUCUGUGCCACAGAGAAGGAAGCUAUUUGUCCAGAAUGGACAUCUUCCCCAAGUGUUCUGUCUGUCAUCAGCAGUUUGUCCUCAAAGGCCCCGCCCCCUACCUACUGCCCUGUCUACAUGCUGUGUGUGAGACGUGUGUGACAUCUGCAGCUGGUGGUGUGAUAUCAUGCUCUUCUUGUCAGACGGAGGUCAACCUCACAGACACAAGGCUCAAGAAGGAUGCAGUUAGACAGAAAGAAAUAUUCCAUCUGACAGUCCAACAUCGCCCCACAGAGCUUCUCUGUACACACGAAGAUGACGGCAACCAGGCUGUGUGUUGGUGUCGGGAGUGUGAAGAGCUCCUCUGUGAAUACUGCCAGAAUAUGCACAGCAACUUCAAACUUACAAGAAAACAUGUACUUCAAAACCUCAGCGACUUUAAACCAGCUGUCUCAAACAUUCCAACCCCUUGCAGUAUCCACAGCCCUGACUCUCUUUAUCUUUUAGAUCGGAGAUGCAACAUUUUGAUUUGUGGAAGAUGCAGAUUUGAAGAUCACGCAGAUCAUGAAGUUGAGAAGUUAGAUGUGGUAGCUAAAAGUAUCCUCAAACAGCUGGACCAACGCAAAACUGAGCUGGCAACCUUACAAGCUCGCCAACAAUCCCACAUUCAGAAUAUCAGACGAGGGACCGAAAUCACAGAUACAACGCACAACACGUUGACAGAAAAUAUUGGCCAUACUUUUAGAAGUCUGCGAUCACAACUUGACCAACGAGAGAAGGAACUUCUGACUGAUCUUGAAGGUCAGACGAAGGCGGCCAAGACAAGUCUCCGUACUCAGCUAAACACAUGUGAAGAAGUUUCGAAGAAAUGCUCUGAGGUUUUAGACUACGUCACCAAGGUUCUCACGUAUGCCUCACAAUCAGACCUCCUGGAGUUGGAGAGUUCUGUAAGGGAGGCAACUCGGGCUUUCCUUGACACUGUUGAGACUCAAACACAGGACAUACCCGCAGCUGCCUUUAACACCAACGGCUUGUCAAAGCUGAAAUCAAACAUAUCACGAUUUGGGGCCGUCGUGACCAAGGAAUUGGAAGAAGAAUAUGCAAGAGGUAUUUAUGUGAUUGCACGUUCUUUGUAUUGCGUGUAG
This is a messenger RNA of Haliotis rubra (blacklip abalone), 1231 nucleotides long. Its product is annotated as E3 ubiquitin-protein ligase TRIM33-like. Gene Ontology annotation, molecular function: zinc ion binding. The transcript is spliced from 2 exons. Lineage: Eukaryota; Metazoa; Mollusca; Gastropoda; Lepetellida; Haliotidae. Bases 143 to 1231 code for a protein of 362 amino acids. The record is from RefSeq and is a predicted model, not a curated record.